AUGAUACUAAGCUUCUUCGAUCAAUUUGCAAGCCCAAAUUAUAUAGGAAUUCCUUUAAUUGCUCUAGCGAUUGUUCUUCCAUGAAUUCUCUUCCCUACCCCAACCUCCCGAUGAUUAAACAACCGCCUUCUUACUCUUCAGGGGUGAUUUAUUAACCGUGUUAGUCAACAAAUCUUCCUCCCUAUCAACCCCGGAGGUCAUAAGUGAGCUAUACUAUUUACAUCCCUGCUAGUAUUCCUUAUUACCAUCAACAUGCUAGGACUUCUGCCGUACACGUUUACUCCGACUACACAACUGUCUCUAAAUAUAGCAUUCGCAGUGCCCCUAUGACUAGCUACUGUAAUUAUUGGCAUGCGAAAUCAACCAACCGCAGCACUAGGACACCUGCUCCCAGAAGGCACUCCCGGCCCUCUAAUUCCUGUUCUUAUUGUUAUCGAAACUAUUAGUUUAUUUAUUCGACCUCUUGCGCUUGGCGUCCGACUUACAGCCAACCUCACAGCAGGUCACCUGCUGAUUCAACUUAUUGCAACUGGAGCAUUUGUCCUUCUACCUAUUAUGCCUACCGUCGCCAUUCUUACAGCCACAGUGCUCUUCCUCUUAACCCUAUUAGAAGUAGCUGUUGCAAUGAUUCAAGCGUAUGUCUUCGUACUUCUGCUUAGCCUCUAUCUACAAGAGAACGUCUA
Engraulis encrasicolus (European anchovy) is the source of this 683-nucleotide messenger RNA. The record is from the annotation of a RefSeq genome assembly. Lineage: Eukaryota; Metazoa; Chordata; Actinopteri; Clupeiformes; Engraulidae.